Closterium sp. Naga37s-1 is the source of this 1257-nucleotide messenger RNA. NCBI's taxonomy places the organism in Eukaryota, Viridiplantae, Streptophyta, Zygnematophyceae, Desmidiales, Closteriaceae. The record is from the annotation of a GenBank genome assembly.
AUGACGCGAUGCCAGGUGGCAGAAGCGGAUUUGAGGAAGGCCUUUGCUGUUGCCGGCUUUCCAUGGGCCGUCAAGAUACCACAUGGGGAGGAUGGCAGGCCUCGAGGAUUCGCUUUUGUCACAUUCACUACAAAGAGCGACGCAGCAAAGGCUAUUGAGAAGGUCAGCGGCACGACCAUCAACGGCCGAGCCGUUUCGGUGGGAUGGGCGGUGGCAAAGAGGGAGCACAUGGAGAGUGUGGAGAAGGAGAAAGCCAAGGAGAACAGAGAUGGGUUGUCGAUGCUGUUCGAUGAUGAGGAUGAUGAGAUGACCGAGGGAGGGGAGGAAGAGGAAGAAGAAGAUAAGGAAGCGGAGGAAAUGGAAGAGGAAGUGGAGGAGGAGGAUGACGAGGAAGAGGAGCAGGAAAUGGAAGAAGAGGAGGAGGAUGAGGAGAGAGAAGCAAGGGUGAAGAGUCUUUUGGAUAUGGAAGCAGAGGAGGAGGAUGAGGAGGAUGAUGAUGAAGAUGAAGAGGAGGAAGAGGAGGAAGAAGGGAGUGAGGAGGAAGAGGUUGAGGAUGAGAGUGAGGAGGGAGAGGAGGAGGAGGACGAGGAGGGGGAAGAGGAAGAAGAGGACGAGGAGGAUGAAACAGAUGAUGAGGAGGAGGAGGAGGUAGAUUGGGAGAUGGAGAUGGGUGGUGGUGGCAGCAGUGGUGCCGUGCAAGGGAGUGAGAAGGAUAUGAUGCUACGGGUGCUGUCCCGAGUGGUUGAGCAGGGGAAGGGGGAGGAGGGGAUGGAGGGCGCAGGGGAGGAAGUGGGGUUGAAAGCAAAAGGUGUGGCUGUGAAAGGUGGGAAGGAAGGGGAUGCAGCGAAAAAGGGGAAGGAGGGGAAGGAGGGAAAGGCAGGGAAGGUUGGCGAGGGAAAGAAGACAGGCUCUCGUGAUGGCAAGGAAGGGACGGGUGUGGAGGAAGGGGAGGUGACGGAAGGGAAGGAUGGGAAGGGCGAGAAGGCAGAGGCGCCGCCAGCGACGGUGUUUGUGAGGAACCUGCCUGUGGAUGCCUCAGCUGACCGCAUUCGAGCAGCCUUUGAACGGUUCGGCAAGGUGGCUGACUGCAGAGUCGUGCUGCACCCCGUUACCAGGUCACCCGGUUACCAGGUCACCCGGUUACCAGGUCACCCGGUUACCAGGUCACCCGGUUACCAGGUCACCCGGUUACCAGGUGAGUUGCUGUGUUUUUCAGACAUCUCAAAGCUCACCCGGUUACCAGGUGGGUUGCUGUGA